Messenger RNA from Portunus trituberculatus (swimming crab), 1826 nucleotides. RefSeq names its product UDP-glucosyltransferase 2-like. Lineage: Eukaryota; Metazoa; Arthropoda; Malacostraca; Decapoda; Portunidae. Bases 114 to 1676 code for a protein of 520 amino acids. The transcript is spliced from 5 exons. The record is from RefSeq and is a predicted model, not a curated record. Gene Ontology annotation, molecular function: UDP-glycosyltransferase activity.
CGUCCCCAAGAACCUUCAGUCACCGCCCCGCCCCGCCGCGCCCCGCCCCACGCACCCACGACCCGCCCCACCGCAGUCACCGCCACCUGCAGUCUCCGCCGCCCCGCCGCGCCAUGCAGCACGCCAGGCUGGCCCUGCCGGCCCUGCUGGCCCUGCUGGCCCUGCUGGCGGCCCUGCUGCCCGGCGCCGCCGCCGCGGACAUACUUAUGCUGACGCCCUUCGGCUCACGCUCCGUGCGUGGCCUCUUCGGUGCCCUGACGGAGGGCCUAACGGCACGCGGGCACGCUGUCACCCUGUUGACCAGUGGAGAGGCGCCGUGCCCCCAUGCCAACGUAACGCACGUGCGCGCGCCACACUCCUCGCUGGACCAAAUGGACCUGUUCGAGGUGCGCCGGGAUGCCGCCGCCUUCAGGCUGUGGCUGCGCGCCCUGCCGUCCGUGGCGCGGCGCCUUUACGAGGACCCUGCCGUGAUGGCGCUGUGGCGGCGCCGCCACCACUUCGAUGCCAUCAUCAUCAACAGUGCCGCCAAUGAGAUGGCCUUCCCCUUCCUGCUGGGGGUGAGCGCGCCCUUCAUCACGCUGGCGCCCGCGGGCACGGAGCCCCUGCAGCUGUCCUACCUGGGCAACAUGGUGUCCCCCGCAGCGCUGCCCAGCGUGGUGGUGCCCUACCAUGACACACUCUCGCUGUGGGAGCGCCUCGUCAACACCCUGGCCACGGGCGUGCUGCGCGCUUACUUCUGGCGCAGCGUGGGCCGCCCGCUCACCGCCGCCCUCAGGGACACCUUCCCUGACCUGCCGGACCCACACCAGGUGUACCCCCGCCAGGCCCUCGCUCUCAUCAACAGACACCACCUGCUGGACGGCGCCCUGCCGCUCCUGCCCAACCAGGUGGAGGUGGGCUGCCUCGCCUGCCGCCCCGCCCACACCCAAGCACUGCCACAGGAUGUGUCGGCGUGGCUGGAAGGCGCGGGGGAGUCUGGCGUUGUGUAUUUCAGUCUCGGCAGCUUCCAGGACUCUUCCACGAUACCUCAAGAGUACCUGGACAUUUUAGUCAACGCGUUCGGCCAGCUCCCGCAUAGAUUCCUGCUGAAACUCUCCGGCCACACGAGAAAGCUACCCAGUAAUGUUAGAGUCUUCGAGUGGCUGCCUCAACAAGACGUGCUGGGUCACCCCUCUGUCCGCGCCUUCGUCACCCACUGCGGCAAACACAGCGCGGCGGAAUCUAUCUACCACGGGGUGCCUAUGGUGGGUCUUCCAAUUACGUUUGACCAGCCUAGAACGUGUGCGCGGCUGGCCAGAAGGGGUGAAGGGGUUGUUCUGCAGUGGGAGGCCCUAACAGUGGAAGGGGUGAUAAAGGCAGUCAAGGAAGUCACAGAGAAUCAGAGGUAUUCGGAGCGAGUGAAGGCAGUAUCGGCAAGGCUGAAGGCGCAGAAGGAGACAGCGAUGGAGCGAGCAGUGUGGUGGAUAGAGUACGUCACGAAAUACGACGACAGCUUCCUCAAAUUCUCGGGGAAGGAUUUGAGCCUGGGGCAAUACCUCCUGCUGGACGUGCUGGCAAUACUGCUGUGUGUGAUGCUGCUGACUGCUGCCGUGGUCUUCCUGCUGUGUCGCCUGCUGUACAGACGGCUGUGGCUGCGUCUGUGGCCGUGGGGGGGCGGGAAGACCAAGGCGGAAUGAGAGGAGGAGGAAGAGGAGGAAGAGGUGGUAGUAAAGGAGAAGAUAAAGAUGAAGAGGCAAGGAAGAGUGAUGAGGAAGAGGAAGAGGAAGAGGAGGAAGAGGAAGAAGAGGAGGAGGAAGAGGAGAUGGUGGUGAAUGAUGAAAUUAUUU